AUGUCCUCAACCAAUACCGAAGAACGUAUCCGCAAGCUCUGGCAAGACAAGCAGCGCCAAGAGCACGCGAAGAUGCGUCUCUGCGACGACCUUCAGCGCGAGGCCGUGACCUACAACAACAAGGCCCUCCACUAUCGGCAAGAGCGAGAUUUCUUCCAAUCAGUUCGAAAUGGCAUCCGUAGGCAGGAGGCUCAAGUCUCGCUUGAACAAUGGUCAGCGCAUGCGGUCGGCAAACACUACGACCUAGAAAAGCAGAUCAAAAAGCUCGUCGUCAUCACCGCGGCCCGCAAGAAGCUUCAAGAACAGCUCGGUAUGCCUCCUACUGAGGAUGGAUAUGUCGACUGCGGUAAGCAUGCUGGAAUCGGCGUUCGACACUACAUGGACGAGAACAUGGGCGGGUCUUCGCUCUUCGCGGACGAGGAGUGGCGGUCGUAG
Molecule: messenger RNA, 435 nt
Organism: Alternaria ethzedia
Lineage: Eukaryota; Fungi; Ascomycota; Dothideomycetes; Pleosporales; Pleosporaceae
Exons: 3
Coding region: 1-435 (144 amino acids)
Source: RefSeq, a predicted model, not a curated record